This is a messenger RNA of Centropristis striata (black sea bass), 4459 nucleotides long. It is a transcript of the gene cars1, whose product is annotated as cysteinyl-tRNA synthetase 1. Gene Ontology annotation, biological process: cysteinyl-tRNA aminoacylation. Bases 240 to 2456 code for a protein of 738 amino acids. NCBI's taxonomy places the organism in Eukaryota, Metazoa, Chordata, Actinopteri, Perciformes, Serranidae. The record is from RefSeq and is a predicted model, not a curated record. Gene Ontology annotation, cellular component: cytoplasm. The transcript is spliced from 22 exons. Gene Ontology annotation, molecular function: ATP binding; cysteine-tRNA ligase activity.
UUGUUUCUGCAGCCUUUGAGUUUGGCUUCUUGCUACAGAUAAAUGAGGAGGCUGCGCUGGCAGCGGCCCUGAAUGACUACCUCACCUCACGCAGCUACCUGGCCGGGUUCAGCCCCUCCCAGGCCGACCAGAAAGCCUUUAAGCUCCUCCACAGGCCCCCAGAUCUGCAGCAUGUCCACGCUCUGCGCUGGUACAGACACAUAGCAGCCCUGCAGCAGGACCUCGACUCUGAGAGCACCAUGAAAGGGAAGCGGGUCCAGCCGGCCUGGUCUCCACCAGCAGGAACAGAAGUUCCACAGCUCCGACUCUACAACAGUCUGACCAGAACCAAGGAGCCGUUUGUUCCUCAGAAAGGGAAUACAGUGACGUGGUACUGCUGCGGACCGACAGUCUACGAUGCCUCACACAUGGGACACGCCAGAUCCUACAUAUCUUUUGAUAUUCUGCGAAGGAUACUUAAGGACUACUUCAAGUACGACGUCCUCUACUGCAUGAACAUCACAGACAUCGACGACAAAAUCAUUAAAAGGGCUCGGCAGAACCACCUCCUGGAGCAGUACAAGGAGAAGCAGCCAGCAGCCGCUCAGAUCCUGCAGGACGUCCUGAGCGCCAGAGGGCCCUUCCAGGCCCACCUGGCAGCGACGACAGACCCUGAUAAGAAGCAGAUGUUGGAGCGGCUGGACGCUGCCGUCACCGCCGCUCUGCAGCCCCUGCAGGCAGCGAUGGAGGGCAAAGCAGCAGCAGACGUGGUUCAGCCUCUGGCAGAGGUGCUGCUGGAGAGCUCGAAGGACCUGCUGGCUGAGUGGUUGGAUCAUCAGUUUGGGAGUAAAGUCACAGAGAAUUCCAUCUUCUCCAUUCUCCCCAACUACUGGGAGGGAGAGUACCACAAAGACAUGGAGGCUCUCAACGUUCUUCCUCCAGACGUUCUGACUCGAGUCAGCGAGUACGUGCCUGAGAUUGUGGACUUUGUGAAGAAGGUUGUCUCAAAUGGUUAUGGCUAUGAAUCCAACGGUUCUGUUUACUUCGACACCUCCAAGUUUGAUGCCAGUCCACAGCACUCGUACGCCAAACUGGUGCCGGAGGCAGUCGGAGAUCAGAAAGCUCUACAGGAGGGAGAAGGCGACCUGAGCAUCUCUGCUGACAGAUUAAGUGAGAAAAAGUCUCCCAAUGACUUCGCCUUGUGGAAAGCCUCCAAACCUGGAGAGCCUUCGUGGGACUCUCCGUGGGGGAAGGGACGACCAGGCUGGCACAUUGAGUGUUCGGCCAUGGCUGGAUCUAUCCUGGGAGAGUCCAUGGACAUCCACGGCGGAGGCUUCGAUCUCCGGUUCCCUCAUCACGACAACGAGUUGGCUCAGUCUGAGGCUUUCUUUGAGAACGAUCACUGGGUGCGAUACUUCCUGCACACUGGACACCUGACGAUCGCCGGCUGCAAGAUGUCCAAAUCUCUGAAGAACUUCAUCACCAUUAAAGACGCCUUAGCAAAGAACACAGCUCGUCAGCUCCGUCUGGCCUUCCUAAUGCAUUCCUGGAAAGACACCCUGGACUACUCCUCCAACACCAUGGAGUCGGCCGUCCAGUACGAGAAGUUCAUGAACGAGUUCUUCCUGAAUGUGAAAGACAUAAUGCGCGCUCCUACUGACAUCACCGGGCGAUACGAGAAGUGGGAGGCAGCAGAGGUGGAGCUCAACAACAGUUUCUACGACAGGAAGUCGGCCGUCCACGAGGCUCUUUGUGACAACGUGGACACUCGCACCGCCAUGGAGGAGAUGAGAGUGCUGGUCGGUCAGAGCAACAGCUACAUCGCCGGCAGGAAGAGCGCCAAGCUGAGACCGAACCGCAUGCUGGUGGAGAGCGUCGCCACGUACCUCACCGCCACACUGAAGAUAUUUGGAGCCAUUGAAGGAUCGGAGCCCAUCGGGUUCCCAGUGGGAGGACAAAACCAGAACGUGGAUCUGGAGAGCACAGUGAUGCCGUACCUCUCGGUGCUGUCAGACUUCAGAGAAAACGUCCGCAAAAUCGCCCGAGAACAAAAAGUGACGGAGCUGCUGAAACUUUGUGAUGUUGUCCGUGACGACACGUUGCCGGAGCUGGGAGUCCGACUGGAAGAUCACGAAGGUUUACCCACGGUGGUGAAACUGGUGGACAAGGAGACAUUACUGAAGGAGCGAGAGGAGAAGAAGCAGAUGGAAGAAGAGAAGAAACGGAAAAAGGAAGAAGCUGCGAGGAAGAAACAAGAACAAGAGAUGGCGAAGCUGGCGAAGAUGAAGGUCCCUCCAUGUGAAAUGUUUCGCACAGAAACCGACAAGUAUUCUAAAUUCGACGAAACGGGUUUCCCCACUCAUGACGCUGAAGGGAAGGAGCUGAGCAAAGGACAAGCCAAGAAGCUGCGCAAGCUGUACGAGACGCAGGAGAAACUGCACAAUGAGUAUCUGCAGAUGAACCAGAACGGCAACUGAUUGUGUUUUACAAACUGUCCGCGCCCUCCAAGCUUCAGAAAACAUGCAGAAUAAAUGUUCAGGCCAGAGACGCUGGCUCAUCGUUUGUCUCCUCUUUAUCUGUUUCGGAUCAGAAAACAACAACAAAAACUGCAAGGGAUUGUUUUUCUCUGCUCAGUGAAUUUCAAAAUGACGGUUAAAAUUGACACUUUACGAUAAUAAAAGUCCAUGCAAACUGUUUGAUAAUGAGGAGAGAACAAGGCAAUAACUCAGUAAUGUGACUAAUGUGCGCAUGUUUCAUACAUUAGUGAUGCUUCUGACUGAACAACUGCAACACUGACAGACAGUUAAAGGGUUAAAGACACGAAGGAAAUACAGAUACACAGAUCAGAAUCUUCUUGUCAUAAAGUCUCUGAACUCUACAGGACAGAUGAACGUCAUUCUUCCAAGAAAUAUUCCCUCAUUCAACGCUUAGGUGUCCAAAAAAUCUCUUACAGGUGUUCAGUUUGAUUUAAAAUCUGGAGACUGAACCCUCCAACAAUGAUUCAAAUCAUUUAUUGAGCCCUGUAUGACAUUGUUACACUAAUUUAAUCAGGUUUUUCCUUUACAUUUCUCACCUGUCUGUAUCUGUAACAAAGGAUUGUGUUUAUUAUUGAUUGGGCUGCCCAUUAUUUCCUUGAUUCAUUGUUUUGUCUAUAAAAUAUAAGAUCUUAUAAUUUCCCUCAACUCAAAGAAAUGUCUUAAAAUUGCUCCUUUUUAUUCAACCAACUGUCCAAAGCCCCAAAGUUACUCAGUUUGAUGAACAAAAGCAUCAAAUUCUCACAAAUAUUUGGCACUUUUGCUUCAGAAACUGACUCAUCGAUUGUCAUUAUAGUUGCAGAUCAGUCAGUUAAUUGCUGCAGCUCUAAGAGGAACCUUUAAAUAAAACUCAUUACUGGACCAAAACUGUUUUUACUGCCGUAGUUUCACAGCUUGCGCUUCUUUCUAGGAACAUAUCUCUUUAUACAACCGAUUAAAUUAGCAACUGUAUGAAAAAUAUCAUGAACUUCACCUUGAGUUGAGAGACUCCUGCACAAUUUCAAUCAGUUUCUGCUGAAAUAAGUAGAAAAAUAACUGGAAAUGGUAUUUAAACAAACAUUUGUUUGAGAUAUUUGAUGCACAGAACAGGAGUCUGAAGCGUGCAUGCUGUCUCCUGCAGAGAGGAGGAUUUAUUCUGUUGUCACUGUGCGUCGAUUCACAACUUGAUGAUUUAACUCAACAGAUACUGAAACAUUUGCCUUUUUCUGCUCCACUUAUAUUUUCCAGCUGCUGUAUGAAGGGUUUUCUGUACCUGGAAUAUUUUUUAGGUAAUUCAAUCCUCCUUCAAAGUGUUUUUGGGUUGUUCCAAGUUUCAGUUGCACGUUCUGUAAGUUUUUGGAUUUGCAGUCUUAGAAAAUACUGCUAUCUAUUGGUAGUUUUUGACCCUUAAUUUAAAGGAAAAUACCAAAAUCAACUCUGUGUUUGUCUUGGUACCCACUGAAGAUGUAAAUCUUUAAAAACGGCUCAUCAAUAUCUAGUUAAAGUUGUUUUAAGGUUCAGUAAUUUCCUAAAAAAGCUGGUCACUGUUUUUAAGAAACAGGAGGAAAUUGUGCAGUUGUUGGGGACUAUUUUCAGCAGCGGAAUAAUCCUCAUAAUUCAUAAUGGUGCUUGUGUGCUACAGAGGAAUAACAUAUAUCCAACAGUUAUUGUUUGUAAAAUCAUGUUUUUGUUGGUUUUUGGUCUUUUUCAUGAUAUUUGACAGCCAGAAGAAAAAUAUAAAAUAUCACCAGGCUCAGCUGUUUUCUCAUCAUUCUGAGAAAAUCCAACUGUUGGUGUGUUUUCUCUCGUGGCUGCAGUGAAACCACAUAAAGAGGAGCUUUUUAUUAUUCAACCGUCCACUAGGGUCGUGUAUUUUUGUACUGUUUAUGUAUUAUGUGAAGGCAUAGCUGCAGUGAUGCUGUCAGAUGGGAAGAUGCUCAAAUAAAAAAGGCAGUAAGUGCGACUGA